Messenger RNA from Amoebophrya sp. A120, 4933 nucleotides. The record is from the annotation of a GenBank genome assembly. Lineage: Eukaryota; Dinophyceae; Syndiniales; Amoebophryaceae.
AGGCUACAACCUCCAGAUACCCUGUCUAGAUAUUUCCACCCAGGAAGAAAAAAGCUAUGACUCCUCAUCUCUGUACAUUAUUUUUUCGUUUUCUGCCCAAUUAAAAUUAUGGUAAAUGCAGUAUACAACUCUUCUAGCCUCAGCUUCAUCUUCACCAACUUUUACUGCGACCCUUUGGAAAGAAUUUCGUAAGGUGUCACCCGUUAAAAAAAACCCAUAGCUACACCAUGACGGACCCUACCCCAGCCAACGCAAGUCUGGCGGCGGAUUCGCUGUUAGCCGAAGAUGGUCCGAACGAGCAGGACACCGCGGACCGCGAGCGGGAACUGCAGUCCAGCGUGGAUCUCGAAUCCUCCGCGAACAGUGCGCGGGACGACCGAAAGGACACGGACAAUGCCCGGCAAACGGCCGUGCUGGGCAAACAGUUUGUCGUGUCCGUGCCCCAGGAGCUGCGCGACUUGCAAAAGCCCUUCGCGAAGGCGAAGCAAGCGGCGGCCGCUCGGGCCUCGAAGAACCGGACCUCUACUCUCUUGAAGAACAAACAACCCGCCGCUCUUCCGAAAAGCAUGACCAAGGGCCCGGCGGACAAAAUCAGCUCCGCGAUUUUGACCAAUAGUUUGCGCGCCGAGGAGCCGGAGGAGGACGAGAAGGAGAGAUUAACGCGGAUCUCGGAGGAACGACAGCGGCUGCUUGCGUUCAAGAAACUUCGGGAGUUGAUCGAGCCCGAGGGGAAGCACGAGAUCGCGCAGACCGACCACUUCGGGACGAUCUACCAGGGGAGGAAACGUUUGCAGCAGUGCGACAGCAUGAAGACGAUGCGGCCCCAGCCUGGCCACAAGAUCUCCGACCGGCGGGACUACACCCAUGAGGGCCUCGGCAGGAAAACCGUGUGCUGGAAGACCGAGGUGGACCCGGGGAUGUACAAGCCGCUCGAGUCCGUCGGCGCGCACCCGACGUACGACGGCAUGGUCAAGGAGAUUGCCCAGAUCGUCGCGAAGUCGAAACAAGAGGAAAUCAAGGAGUGGAAGCGGAGAACGCUCCCGCCCUCUGCGCGGGAGUGGGACUUGUCCGUCCGGGGCGGGAAGGACCUUAUCGACUGGAAGGGCCCGCGGGUGCAGACCGUUGGGGUGUCCGAGAUGGACCGACCGGCGAUUUUGCGCGGGUGGCUGCCGGUGGAGAAGUUGGACUUUUUCCUCUCGGAGGACAAGGAGAAUCAGGACAAGUACAAGUCGCGGAAAGUCCAACUAGAAGAGCGGUCGCAGGCGGCGCUGGAGGCCGCGCGGUACCGGGAAAAGCGGGAGCGGUGGCUGCUGGAAACGCUUCGGAAGACGAACGCCUACCGGGGGGAGGACGAACUGAAACCGGAGCAGACGUACAUGCCUUUGGAGACGGAGUUCGAGAACGACCCGGAUUUACUGCCGGUGGUGAAGUACUUGAAACUCGUCUCCGACAGCUACAAAAGGGAGCAGGCGGGGGAGGACACCGCGAAACACAUCGUGAACUUGUCGGAUAUCCGGGAGUUUGAAGAUUACAACGACAGCAAACUCGGGCUCAACGACAUCCAGAACGAGCAGGACCGGAAGUUGUGGGAGUUGAUUCAGAAAACGAAGAACUUGCCGAACAUGGUGAACGCGAAAAAUCUCUUCAACGAAUUGUCCAAAACCCACCCGGGCGGCACCGUGUUGGCGGUCUUGGCCGAGGAAACGAAGCGGAUGAAGGUGAAGGAGGCGCACACGCUGCUAGCCGAGGGCAAGGACGGGCAGGACGGCCACGAACUGCUGCUGAAUCCGUUGCGGAAGGAUUUUUCGCGGAAAAACCCGCUGCAGGUGGCGGAAAUGGCAGAAAACGAGGAGCGGGAAGCUUUGUCUCUGUCCCGCGAGGCGCUGAUCGAGCGGGCGCUGAAGAAGGAUGUGAUGCAACUGCUGCUGAACAUGGAGGACGAAGAAACCGCGGAACAGCAGCGGGAGAAGGAGGAGGAGGAGCUGGCGGGGAAAAAACUGGAAACGAAAUACGACAAGCAAACGAAAAAAUACAAACUCGACGUGGUCGACAGCCGACACGUGGCGUCCACGUUCGAAAAGCGCAAGGACCGGCCGGAGCCGCCCAAGAAGGUGUCGGCCGUCAAAGUCUUGCUGGGCCAGGAGAGCAGGAGCAGGUCGAGGUCCCCCGUGGUAACGCUCAUGCCGGGGGAGAGGGUCAAGCGAAAAUUGGAGGCUUAUGGUACUGUUUCUAUUGGUUCUUCCGUUGUUAUAAGAAGUGUAGUCUCACAACGCCAAGGGCUUCUGUUGAUCUCGGCGUUCUGCCUUCCUUGUGAUGCCUCCGUGCGGAGUUUGCCGCUUCUAUAUUGCAAGUGCGUGAGUUUUCGUUUUCCACUUGGCUUGCAAGCAUGCGAAAUUUUCAUUAACACGAAUUCGACGAAUUGAAAUCAAAUACACGACCAGAUUCCUGGAACACUGCCCCUCCGGGCACCGGUCCCUCUUCCGCAGCAGAUCUUAACAAGGGAAGAAACGAGGACGACGAGUUGCAGAAGGUGAGUAGUUUUUUGAAAACCAGUCCCUAUAGCAAGCCUCUUGACGAGGAAAACAUGGAGUCCAACGUGUCCGCAAAGUUGACCGACGAUAUGCGGGCGCUGUUCAAAAAGCGCGCCAUAGACUACAACGCGGGCGCGGGGAAAUUGCAGGAAGCCUCGUGGAGUGUCGAGGACGCGGACCUCUUUCAGCAGAGCAUGGAGGAUUUGCAAGCGAGCGUGUUCGACACGGCGAGUACGGCUGCUGGUAGAACCAAGCUGAAGAAGGAUAGCAAGGGAAUAGAUUCUGGCGCAGCAAGUUCUACCGGCGCAGCAGGGACGAAAGAGAAAAGGAAACAGAAAGGCACCUCCAGUAGUCCAUUAUUGCAACUCCCGGUGUAUGACAUCGACCAGGAGAUUCUGCAAGUGAUGGAAAACGAGCUCGAUAACGCCAACUACAUGGUUGAGAAAGCCUUCGGGUCCUCCCGCCAGAAUUCGAAAACAGCCGCGCAAAGGAGUAAGAACGCGGCCAACACCAGCGGGUCCCGCGUGGGGCAGGAUUUGUUGUGGAAUCACAUGCUCUCGCAGUCCUCCCACCGCGCGCUGCACCCAUUAAAACCCCCCGCGCUGGAGAUGCAGUGGCCGGCUUUGGACGAGGAGCUGCGCUGGCUGAUCGCCGGAACCGAUAAAAUCGGCGACUCCGUGGGCGAGUACUUUAGCUAUUUAGGUGCGAACAGCGAGGUGAUGGUGGGAAGUAAUCUGCUCGAGGAGAAGGGGGAACCAGGAACGAUAAAAAACAAUCCGAAUAAUUUUAAUUACGACACCGUGCUUGCCAUGGGCAGCACCAGCAGCUCCGGAAAUAACAAAUCCAAAUUCAGAUCCCUCGAAGGCGACCACAGCGCGCAGGCGCCGAGCAUUCUGGAGCAAGCGCGACAAGCAGCCUUCACGGCGCAAGAGAAAAUGGCCGCGAGAAAUGAGAAAAAGGGAACAUCAGCUGCUUCUAGAACACAGCAGCCGGGGAGUUUCACCUCGAUAAGGAGUUCCGCGGCCGAGCGGGAGGAACAGCGAGGAACUGUUGGGGACGAGGAUGAAUUUAUUGGAGGGACAAUAAACGAAGGAGCAGAUGAAAUGGUUCCAGACAAAAAUGACGAGGCUGUUGUUGAUCAGGCUGGUGAACAAAUAAUGCGGGAAUCCCGUCAGUCGCAGAAUGACACGCUGGACGAGUUUUCUGCGGCCUCUGUGAAUGUGAAGCCGUUGGACGACGAGGAAAUAGUAGAAGAGGGUAAAAACGAGGGCGUAGUUGCCGCGCCAGAUGUUGGUAGGACGUCCCCAAGUCCUCGUGGUGCUGCUCUUGUUGAAGGCACUAGCGCAACGACCCCACCACGAACAACGACUUAUCCCCAAGACCUCACCGAGGAGGAGCUGAAACAGAAAUUGCAGGAGGACAUCGAGAAACGGCGCAAGCAGCGCGAGCGGCAGAAACGGCGGCAAAAGAAAAAACUGGCGGGCGAGCAGGUAAGUGGCACGAGUGAUAUCUCCUCGGACAACGAGUCCGGUCGGGAGGAGGACGAGAAAAAACUUUCCCCGGAGGAACUGCGGGCGAAGCGCCGAAAGAAGAUCGAGGAGCAGAAGGCGGCGGCGAAGAUCAAGGCGGAGGAGGACCAGAAGAACCUGCGCGAGAAACUGCUCCGGGCGAAAAAGCUGUGGGGCCCGAAGGUGAAGCUGGCCCAGCAGGCGGCGGCGUUCAGCGAUUUACUAAAAAAAGAGAGGCUCUCCGCGCAGUCCGUGGGCAGCAGCGCCCGGUCGGAGGGAAGUGCGAUGAUGAAGCCGAAAGUCGCCGGGGGCACGGUCUCCUUCGGGGCCAAGGCGUUGUCCGAAAAGUCGCGCAGCCUGAUGCAGUCCGUAAUCAAGUCGCAGAGCGAAAAGCAACGCGCACCUCCCGUAAACUUCGCGAAGGCGGGGAACACCGCGGUCGGCGACGCGGCCGUGGGCGGGAUUAAUAUGGCAUCCGCGGCGCAACCGAAACAGAAAAUGCAGUUUGGCUCCUCCAGGAUUACCAAGCACAUCGCGCUUGCGAAGAUGAGCAAUCCCCACACGCCCCAUUUGGACAGCAGCGAUGGCGAAGGGCCGGGAAGUUAAGGGUUGGUGCUCCUAUGAUGUUGACAAAAAAAUAAUCAUAUUGUAGCUGUCACCAGCUGGAGAAAGAUUCGCACAGAUCGAAAUUUUUCCUAGCAUGUUUCGUUCAAGUAGGAAGUUCUAUUCCCCGCAAAGGACGAUCGCACUUUCGCGGGUAUUUUCGUAGUCGAGUAGCUAGUGCGUGCUCCUUCUUUUCUUUGCAAUUACUCAUUUGAAAUGGAAUAGAACACUAUCCGCGUACUUGGUGGACAUCACCUCCGUUUGUUUAGUGUCUUAUUGGGUGAGCGAAAC